Messenger RNA from Adineta ricciae, 798 nucleotides. The record is from the annotation of a GenBank genome assembly. NCBI's taxonomy places the organism in Eukaryota, Metazoa, Rotifera, Eurotatoria, Adinetida, Adinetidae.
AUGAAUUCGCCCCUUCUUCGAAUGGACAUCGAACGCACCAAUCGUGCUAAUAACCUUGCAAAUAUGAGACAACGAUUGGACAAAGAAAAACUGACUGACGAUGAAGUCGACAAACUCUACGAUAUCGUCCAAGUUACCGACGGUCUUUUCAAUCGAAAUCAUAUUCGGUACACCAUCGAAGGUGGUACUCUACUAGGUGCUGUUCGACAUGGCGGUCUCAUCAAACAUGAUAAUGAUGCCGACUUCGACAUUCUCCAAGAUGAUAUUCCACAAAUCAAAGCACUCGCUCCUCAGUUCGCUGAAUACGGUCUCGAAAUCAUCGAUGUUCCAGGAUGGGGUCUACAAGUCACUCACCAAGAUAGUCCAGGUCUUGCACCCGAUCUUUGGACAGAUGGUGUUCGACAGUGGACUAGUAAAUGGCCAUUUCUUGAUCUCAUUGCCAUUGGUUGGAAUGAACAGUUGCAACGCUAUGUUCUGGCGCAAGAUGUGGCUUUUCAUGAUUAUCCUGAAUACUAUCUGACGAAGUCCGACUGGGAAAAUGCAUUCGAACGUGUUCCAUUCGCUCAUCUUCAUCUGUGGGCGAUUGGUGGUGAGAAGAAUCGUCGAGCAUAUCUGGAUCGUCACUACAAGAACUGGAAUCGAAUGAUCGAAAUGAACAUGGAUCAUCGUUCGAACCAUUAUUUUGAAGUAGAAAUCGUAUGUCCACUGUCAGAAGAAGACUUGGGAUAUCGAGCGCGAAGUAAGAAGGCAACGACGUUGAAGAAGCCUUGGACAGAAGAAAACGGAAAGAAUUACUGA